This is a messenger RNA of Colletotrichum graminicola M1.001, 369 nucleotides long. RefSeq lists its product as uncharacterized. The coding region runs from base 1 to 369 and encodes 122 amino acids. The transcript has a single exon. Lineage: Eukaryota; Fungi; Ascomycota; Sordariomycetes; Glomerellales; Glomerellaceae. The record is from RefSeq and is a predicted model, not a curated record.
AUGCUUCGUUCCGGCCAUACAGCCCAUCCAGAGCCGGGUAUCUCUCUCCCCGCCAAGACGUUUAUCUCUGACCUAAAUAAGCAGGUCCUUAUCUCCCCCACAAUGCCCCCAUUCCCUGUGCUCGUUCCCAUAGAGAACGACAUGGAUUUGGUCGAGCUUAUCCUCGCCCUUGACCGCCCCUGGCCUAGUCCACCGAUGGAGGGGGCCACUUCAGAUGGCUUGGGACGGUUCGAGUACCUCGUACGGAGUACUCCGUCUCUUCUCGCCCAACGCCUGAUGCCUUGGAAUGUCGAGAGGCUGGCUGCCGUUGCGCCGCCCCGUCCCCGCGCCCGCCCGCCAGUGAAAACAAUCCGGCAGCCUGUGAAGUGA